GUGCAUUUCCUCUCGGGCCGGCCGGGUGCGAUCCGGGAAGGGCGGCUGCGGGCAGACGCGGCGCUGCGCUCGGCCAGGCCGGCACCAUGCGGCCCCUGCUCUGCGCGCUGACCGGACUGGCCCUGCUCCGCGCCGCGGGCUCUUUGGCCGCUGCCGAACCCUUCAGCCAUCCGCGAGGAGACUCAGCUCAGAGCACAGCGUGUGACAGACACAUGGCUGUGCAACGCCAUCUAGAUGUCAUGGAGGAGAUGGUAGAGAAGACCGUGGAUCACCUGGGGACAGAGGUGAAAGGCCUGCUGGGCCUGCUGGAGGAGCUGGCCUGGAACCUGCCCCCGGGACCCUUCAGCCCCGCUCCCGACCUUCUCGGAGAAGAUGGCUUCUGAGCCCUGGAGCUGGAGCCCAGCAGUUGGAGGUGGUGCACCUGCCAGGCAGCGCCCACAGAACCAGCCCUGUCCUCUCGACUUCCUUCCUUAGCUUCAUGUGAAAUAAAAGCUAUUCUUCUGGUC
Pan troglodytes (chimpanzee) is the source of this 506-nucleotide messenger RNA. RefSeq names its product placenta associated 9 (gene PLAC9). The coding region runs from base 87 to 383 and encodes 98 amino acids. The transcript is spliced from 4 exons. The record is from RefSeq and is a predicted model, not a curated record. Lineage: Eukaryota; Metazoa; Chordata; Mammalia; Primates; Hominidae.